AUGCCUGCCAUAAACACCGCGGAACUCAGUUGGAACUGCAUUAUCGGUGAACUUACAGCAAAAAUCGUUUUCAAACUUGGGGUACAAAUUUUAAAGUGGGUGAAAUCAGCAGAUAGGAUGAUUUGCAACUCAUCUAACUGGUUGGAGUAUGGGACAUUUGCCUCAUUUCCAGACUUUAUACCUAUAGGCCCUCUUUUGGCAUGUAAUCGGCUUGGAAAAUCAGUAGGAAACUUCUGGAAAGAGGACUCAGGUUGUCUGGCAUGGCUUGAUCAACAACCCCCUAAUUCUGUCAUUUAUGUUGCAUUUGGGAGUUAUACAAUAUUUGAUCAGAAUCAAUUCGAGGAACUGGCAAUUGGCCUUGAACUCACCAACAGGCCAUUCUUGGGGGUUGUGCGGGAAAACAUAAUUGAAGACGUUAACAAUGCAUAUCCCACAUGGGUUUCAACGAAAGAGUGCAUCAUCGGGGACGGAUG
Molecule: messenger RNA, 473 nt
Organism: Olea europaea var. sylvestris
Lineage: Eukaryota; Viridiplantae; Streptophyta; Magnoliopsida; Lamiales; Oleaceae
Product: UDP-glycosyltransferase 83A1-like
Exons: 2
Source: RefSeq, a predicted model, not a curated record